UCAUUUCUGUUCAGUCGGGAAAAAAAUCCCUCGCAUCGGUCAACACGCUCAUUGAGUGAAUGAGAGAGUCAACGGCAAGCGCAACUGUCAAUUGUCAAACUCUUUUCUUGGUUAACGUCAACUAAAAUGACGAAAGGUACAUCAAGUUUUGGAAAGCGUCAUAAUAAGACGCACACAUUGUGUCGACGAUGCGGUCGCUCAUCGUACCACAUCCAGAAGUCAGUUUGCGCCCAAUGCGGAUACCCAGCUGCUAAAAUCCGAUCAUACAAUUGGUCAGACAAGGCAAAGCGCAGAAAGACCACAGGAACUGGCCGAUGCCGUUACUUGAAAAUUGUGCGUCGUCGCUUCCGCAACGGAUUCCGUGAGGGUGGACAAGCCAAACCACGCAACAAGCAAACCAAGGCUUAAAUUAUUCGCUUCUAAACUGCUUAUGAACUUGUAACAUCCAAACAGUUUCCACCAACCACAACAACAACAACAAAACUUAUUUUGUAAAUCCGUUUUUUCGAAUUGUACGCGACGUAAUUGAGUGCGCAUAUUGGCAUAUCUAUGCCAAUGGAAUGCAACCAAUUUUCAACGCUAACAAUAAAAAUGUUCAAAAUAAACGAGAAAAAAAAAAUUGAAAAUCAGUUAAUGAUUUUAACCUAAAACACAAA
Sitodiplosis mosellana (orange wheat blossom midge) is the source of this 656-nucleotide messenger RNA. Its product is annotated as probable 60S ribosomal protein L37-A. Gene Ontology annotation, cellular component: ribosome; cytosolic large ribosomal subunit. The transcript is spliced from 3 exons. The record is from RefSeq and is a predicted model, not a curated record. Bases 127 to 408 code for a protein of 93 amino acids. Gene Ontology annotation, biological process: translation. Gene Ontology annotation, molecular function: structural constituent of ribosome; RNA binding. NCBI's taxonomy places the organism in Eukaryota, Metazoa, Arthropoda, Insecta, Diptera, Cecidomyiidae.